Gastrolobium bilobum is the source of this 1671-nucleotide messenger RNA. Its product is annotated as rop guanine nucleotide exchange factor 9-like. The coding region runs from base 1 to 1671 and encodes 556 amino acids. The transcript is spliced from 7 exons. Gene Ontology annotation, molecular function: guanyl-nucleotide exchange factor activity. The record is from RefSeq and is a predicted model, not a curated record. Lineage: Eukaryota; Viridiplantae; Streptophyta; Magnoliopsida; Fabales; Fabaceae.
AUGGUUCGGGCUUUUAAUCACCAAAGCAGCAUGCAGAAGUCCAAGUCUUUUCAUUUCAAGAAGAUGUUUGAGAUCCCAGGGAAGCAUAUUCAAGGUUUAUUUGAUAGGGAUCAUGAUGAAGGAGGUGAACAUGAUAAGGUGUACUCAAAAAGCUUUGAGUCAAGAUAUAAUAGUGAUCAGCCAUUGGAACUUCAGCAAAUAGCAUCUGUUCUCAAUAGUGAUCAUAUACCAGCAGCAAACUUGGGUGGUGAAGCACCUAGAAUUCCUCCUAAGCCACCAUCUGAAACCAACUUGAUGAAGGAAAGGUUUGCUAAGCUACUUUUGGGAGAAGACAUGUCAGGUGCAGGCAAUGGUGUUUCUUCAGCAUUGGCUUUGUCAAAUGCCGUAACGAACCUGGCUGCAUCUGCUUUUGGAGAACAAAAACAGCUAGAGCCAAUGGCUCCAGAAACGAAGGCCAGGUGGAAAAAAGAAAUUGAGUGGCUUCUAUCUGUGACUGAUCACAUUGUUGAAUUUGCUCCAUCACAACAGAUAGGAAAGGAUGGAAAAACUAUGGAGAUCAUGACUACUCGGCAACGAACUGAUCUUCUCAUGAACAUUCCUGCCUUGCGCAAGCUUGAUGCAAUGCUCAUUGACACGUUAGAUAACUUUAAAGAUCAAAAUGAGUUCCGGUAUGUCUCAAAAAAUGAAGAGGAGUCUGAGGGUAACACUAACACCCAAAGGAAGAGUGACAAGUGGUGGAUACCAAAAGUUAAACUUCCCCCAACAGGGUUGUCAGAAGUAGCUGGAAAAUGGAUACAGUCCCAGAAGGAUAAUGUUAACCAAGUACUUAAAGCAGCCAUGGCAAUAAAUGCCCAAGUACUAUCAGAGAUGGCGAUCCCUGAAAACUACAUUGAAUCUCUCCCCAAGAAUGGUAGAGAAAGCCUUGGUGAAUCAAUCUAUAAGAGCAUUACUGUGGAAUACUUUGAUCCUGGGCAAUUUCUCUCAACAAUGGACAUGUCCACUGAGCACAAAGUGCUUGACCUCAAGAAUAGGAUUGAAGCUUCCAUAGUGAUAUGGAAAAGGAAGAUGAACAACAAGGAUGGGAAGUCUUCCUGGGGUUCAGCAGUGAGCAUGGAGAAGAGGGAACUCUUUGAGGAGAGAGCAGAAACAAUAUUGUUGAUGAUCAAACAGCAGUUCCCAGGACUUCCACAAUCUUCACUUGACAUCAGCAAAAUCCAAUAUAACAAGGAUGUGGGACAUGCCAUUCUAGAGAGCUAUUCAAGAGUAAUAGAGAGCCUGGCUUUCACAGUUUUGUCAAGGAUUGAUGAUGUCUUAUAUGCUGAUACAAUGACAAAGAAUCCAUCAUUGGCAGUGAGCAGCAGGAGAUAUUCAUUAGAUUCUUUACAAGUGGCACAACAGUUGUCCCCAAACUCUGGGGAAGAGACGAGCAACUUGCAUUCUUCAGAGACACCACCCUCAAUGACACUCUCAGAUUUCAUGGGUUGGAGUUCAACCAAGGGAGGGAGUGAUAUGAAGAAGACUAACUCUACUGGAGACUUAGAAAACUACAUGAAAGAAAAAGAUGAAAAGGGUAUGAGUAAAUCUCCUAAAUUGGCAACUCCAAAGAAAGCUUACUACUUGGAGAAGCUUGAGUACUUGAAUACACUAAGAAGUCCCAUAGCUCGACACUAA